UAGAUAACACUUUAUGGUAGGGCCAAACACUGGGCAUAAAAUUUCAGUCUCUGAAAAUUGCAUUGUAUUUGCUGCGCUGCUAAGCAGCCAGGGCAGAAGGGAAGCACCAUGGGAAGAAAGACUCUUGUGCUGCUGCUGGGGGUGCUCGGAGCGUACUAUGUAUACACGCCUCUCCCGGACAAUAUCGAGGAGCCGUGGAGACUAGUCUGGCUGAGUGUACAGUUUAGAACUCUACAAAAUUUGGCUCUGUUUGCUGAGCUAUUGGGAAUCAACCAUUUCAUGGAGACUUUAAUGUUCUGCAUGAGUUUUCGAGAAGUCCCACCCACAUCUGAUGAAAAUGUCACUGUGAUGGAGACAACUUUCAGCAAUGUUCCCGUCCGUGUCUAUAUUCCAAACCAAAAGUCACAGGCACUGAGAAGGGGCGUAUUUUAUAUUCACGGUGGCGGUUGGUGUUUAGGGAGUGCUGCUUGGGUUGUCUAUGACUUGCUCUCAAGAGAAACAGUUAAUAGACUUGAUGCUGUUGUCGUUUCAACCAAUUACAGAUUAGCACCUAAAUAUCAUUUUCCCGAUCAAUUUGAAGAUGUAUAUAAUUCACUAAAGUGGUUCUUACACCAGGAUGUUCUUGAAAAAUAUGGUGUAGAUCCUAAAAGAAUUGGAAUUUCUGGAGACAGUGCUGGAGGGAAUUUGGCUGCAGCAGUAACUCAGCAGCUCAUAGAUGACCCAGAUGUCAAGAUCAAACUCAAGACCCAGUCCUUAAUUUAUCCGGCCCUUCAGACUCUUGAUAUGGAUUUACCAUCCUAUAGGGAGAACUCGCUGCUUCCAACUCUGUCCAGAGCACUCAUGGUCAGGUUUUGGAGUGAAUACUUUACCACAGACAGAUCACUUGAAAAAGCCAUGCUCUCCAAUCAACAUGCCCCCGUGGAAUCAAUCCAUCUCUUCAAAUUUGUUAAUUGGAGUUCUCUGCUCCCAGAGACCUUUAAGAAAGGACAUGUUUAUAACAGUCCAACUCAUGGUACUUCUGAGGUGUUUAAAAAGUUCCCAGGGUUUCUAGAUGUGAGGGCAGCUCCCUUGUUGGCUGAUGACAAUAAGUUACAUAGUUUGCCUGUGACCUAUGUCAUCACCUGCCAAUAUGACGUCUUAAGAGAUGAUGGAAUCAUGUAUGUCACUCGACUUCAGAAGGCUGGAAUUAGGGUGACCCAUCAGCACAUUGAGGAUGGAUUCCAUGGAGCAAUUUCCCACCUUAACUUUAAAAUUGGACAUAGAAUCAAAAAUCAUUAUCUGAGUUGGCUAAAUGAAAAUCUAUAGUAAAAACAUAGUUAUCAAACUACAUAAGCCUCAAAAUAAGAAAGAAGUUAGUGAUAAUCAAAAGGUUUUGUUUCCAUUGAUUAUGUUAGUCACCUAUGAACUUUCAAGGGUCCUCAGAGCCAUUGUGGUGUUAUUUUUUGAUAACUUAAUGGAAUCUUUUCUACUCUUUAUUCUAAAUGCUGUUUACUCACUUCUGCACCUUUGAAAAUGUUACUUUCUUAUAUAUUUUUUCUUCCUACUAAAGUGUCUAAGAAUCAUUUGUAUUAACUUGGGUGUCCUAGCACAGUAAUAGGCUUGCUUGCAUUAAGAAAUAAACUUUGUAGUAAUAGACAAAUGGCAUUACAUUGAGGCAAAUGCUUUGAAAAACAGUUUGCACAUAGGUCACAUUACUGCCGAAAAGGAUGUUUCAAGGCUCCAGAUCCACACCAGUGACAGCUCUGGCGUUUCACAAGCCAGACGUGUUUGCUUAAAAUUUUUUCUCAACAGUAAAUAUUUUUAAGCAAUAAAAAAACAAGGUGGUUAACUAAAGCUAUGAUAAAUGAGUGACUGUUUAUUUUUUAAACACUUUAGAAUAAACAAUGUCAUGUUUAUUCUAAACAUGUGUGGAAAUGUAGGAGGAACUCCAGCCUUCAGAACCCUCCCUUCUGCCGUGGAUGGUAAAUAAGCCGUCCCAGACACAAUCUUGCUGCUCCGGUGGGAAGGCGGGUGGCAAUUCCCUCUAGUGGAGAACUCCCUGGGCCUUUCUCCCAAAUGGCUUUUAUUGGGAAUGGUAUGUGUAGGUGUAUGCAGCACACAUGUAUCAAUGUCAAAAAGGCUAUAGUCAUACAAAAACAGGUAUUAUCUGUAGACAACAAUUGAAGGAACACAAGAGAUGUCAUAAGUCAGGGUCUGUUAGUUGAGCUGACACCACAGGCUCUUUACCGUGUAUUUCAUGAGAUAAGGAGUUUAUUCCUCAUGCCUUGAACUUGAACAUCCAGUUUAUAUCACCAGGGCUAUACAAAAAAAAGCAGAGCAAGCUUCAAAGGAUACAAUGUAUUUCUCAGGCCUGGUUCCCAUAGGAACCCUUGGUAUUAGAGUUCAGUCACACCUGCCACCUGCAUUUUUACCUGGUUUUCCAGGGAGACUUGCCAGCCCCUUUCAGGUCUUGCUCUCACUGGGCUACAGUCUCAGAAACCACACAGAGCAGUCCCCAACACGGAAAUAAAAUGAAUAUCAAAAAAACUCUUUUGUUUUGGGAAAACAAGUUUGGACAACUUACAGAUUUCAAGACAAUAUAAAGCUACUGUAAUCAAGAUAGUAUGAUAUUUCAAUGAAGAUACAAAAAUAGAUUAUACAAUAAAGUCCAGGAAGCAACUCAUAUAUAUAUAGAGGCAAUUUUUAUAUGAAGUUGCCAAAGUAAUUUAAUGCCAAAAGUAUAUUUUAAAUGGUGGUUGAACAUUUGAAUAUUCGUAUAAAAAAACUUCUUAACCCUGACCUUUACUUACAUCACUUCACAAUCAAAAAUGAGCUGAAAACCAAUCAUUGAUCUGAAUAUAAAAGCCUAAAUUUUAAAACUUCUAAAAGAAAUUUUUAGAUUGGAUUACAUUUUCCUUUAACUGUCACAUCACGUAAGCUAUUGUACUGUAAAGCCAAGUGUGUGAGUAAUUUCUAGUAUUAUACAAAAAAAAACUAACAGUGUCUUAAGGCUGAUUUAGUAUACAUAAUUUUAUGAAAAUUUGAUAGCAUUGUAAUAUGUGUAUCUGAAUAUUUCAUGAAGAAAGCAGGACACUUGAUGUUUUUGUAAAUCUUAAUUGGAAAUUAUAUUCAGGCAGCUAUUUUCAAUUCGGUCAUUUUUUUCUACUUUGAAAAAAUAAGUUGGGCACAUUUUAACACCUAAAAAUGCAUUCUACCAAUAUGGAGUCAAAUGGAGAUGCAUGAGCUGAGACAGUUCCUGGAGCAGUCACUAAAACAAGACACUAGAAGAGCCUGUAUUGAAAACUUUAUAAGAAGUGACAAUUUCAAUUUUCUAUAGCAGAUUAGAAAACAAAUUUAAAAAAUAAUAAAGUUGAUAGCAUUUAUAGACAUAUUAGCAAAGUCAUAAUUUUCAUAAGUGCUUUUUCAAUGGUUAAAAAAUCAACAUAUUUCUUUACGUGAAAACAAUUAAAUGUUCAAGAAAUUUUUAUAAUUUUUUAAACAUUACCUGAGCUCAUAACUUUGGAUACUAGAAAAUAGUUUAGAUUCUUACAUAAAAAGGCAAAUCAUUUUAGAUGGAGAUGUGAUAAAACUAUAUAUGCACUUAUACAUUAUACAUGGUACAUACAUUUAUUAUAAUUAUGGUGCUUGUAUUUGAAAAUUAUGAAGACUAAAAAUAGCUUUAAAAAGUAUUUUAAUUAAGCCAUCAAAUAAUUAUAUGGAUAGUGCAAAAUAUUUGUGCUAAUCAGUUACAAAUAUCAGUUAACCAAACAUCAGUUAACUAAAAAAUUUUUUAAAUGCAAGCACUUUUAGUUGUAGGUGAUUUUUGCAGUAUAAGAAACAUUGCCCAAUUAAUACUUAAGUAUAUUCUGUCUCAAGAACAAUGACAAAACAAACACUCCUAGUUCACAAAACAAAAAAAAUAGUUGUCAACUUACAACUAAAAAAUUCAAAAAAUGUGAAGUCAAGACAUGGAUAUAUUUGAAUAUUUUACAUCCACCAAAGAAAGAUAUUAACUAGUUAUGAAAAAAAUUAUAAUGACAAAGUGCUCUAGUUAUGCUUGCUAGGUCAAGAUCCCAGAUUUAAUGGAAAUUUAAAACAAAGGAUGUCUCCCUAUGACUUCGUUCCCCUGUGUGAUACACACUGACAGUGUUUGGACAAGCUUUGUAAAGAUGAUUAUGAAAAGUAGUUGGUAGUUGGUGCUUUUGAAUUGUUUAGUAUAUAAGUGGAAAUGUUAUAACUCAUUGCCAAUUUAUGCCUCUAUUGAAAUGAAUAGAAAACAAUGAGUAAUGGGGGAAGAUGGGGACAACUGUAAUUGAACAACAAUAAAAAUCUUUUUAAAAAAGAAUACAAUGGGUUUAAUCAUCUUGUGUUCUUUAAAAAUGCUCAUUGGUGAGUCAUUAAAGAGGUUUACAAAAGACUUAUUAUACUGUGUAAGACUUUCUUGAAAGAAAAGCAAUGUUUGCUAAAUGUACAAUUAUGACAGGUAAAGAAUAGCAGUAUGACUUAUUUUCUCAUAUGAAUGAGCUAAUACUAAAGGUCCAAAUAAAGCUUAUCCUGCAAACUUAGCUAGACAGAUGCAGAAUUUUGUAUUGAAAUUUACUCUUUUUUUAAUAAGUAUCAGUGAUAAUAAUUUUCACACAUUGAUUCAAUAUACAGAAGAUGUUAAUGUACAAUUAAUUGACAGAAUUACAUAAAUUGGCUUCAAAAAGAAAUAGUGAACAUGCAGAAGAUAUUGAUAUAAAGAUACUUUACAAUGUAGUCACAACUCUUAAUUUAUUGUUAAUUGUGUUGACACAAGUGGUUUUGAAUUUAUUUACAUUGGGCAGAUACUAUUUUAAAACAGUUAUAUUUUUGCUUUAAAGUCAAAUCAAUCAUUUUUUACAAGGUAAGGCAAUUUGUCAAUAUGGGUGGAUGUGAAUAUUAAGGGAAAUGAUUUUUUGAUGGUUGAUUCAGUUAUUGGAAAAUUUUUCAGUUUGCUUAUAAAACUUUGGGUAUGUGCUUCCAGAGUUUCAAUCACAAUUUCAUAA
Molecule: messenger RNA, 5006 nt
Organism: Artibeus jamaicensis (Jamaican fruit-eating bat)
Lineage: Eukaryota; Metazoa; Chordata; Mammalia; Chiroptera; Phyllostomidae
Product: arylacetamide deacetylase-like
Exons: 5
Coding region: 109-1305 (398 amino acids)
Biological process (GO): positive regulation of triglyceride catabolic process
Cellular component (GO): endoplasmic reticulum membrane
Molecular function (GO): triacylglycerol lipase activity; serine hydrolase activity
Source: RefSeq, a predicted model, not a curated record